AUUCAUUGUCAAAGGUUGACAAUAAUGGACAUAAAUGCCGUUUACAAGAGAUUUUAGAUUUCGCACAACGCUUUUGCUUCUUUGUUUUAUGUCAGUUACCCAAACAGUUUUGGGGGAAUGCAGUCUCCGUACAAUCUUGUCUCGUAACUAUUGGUCUUUAUUCU
This is a messenger RNA of Dentiscutata erythropus, 164 nucleotides long. The record is from the annotation of a GenBank genome assembly. Lineage: Eukaryota; Fungi; Glomeromycota; Glomeromycetes; Diversisporales; Gigasporaceae.